ACUCCGCCUUUGCCCGCCGGUUACCCAAGUUUACCGAGUAACUCAAGAGGCAGCACGGAAAGGCUACGCCAUUUCGCCGGGGCUGGAAGGGCAGGAUGAAACCUGACGGAAAGGUGGUGCUGCUCGGGGACAUGAACGUGGGCAAGACGUCGCUGCUGCACCGCUACAUGGAGCGGCGCUUCCAAGACACGGUCAGCACCGUCGGCGGCGCUUUCUACCUCAAGCAGUGGGGCCCGCACAACAUCUCCAUUUGGGACACAGCAGGUCGUGAACAAUUUCAUGGCCUUGGGUCCAUGUACUGUCGAGGAGCAGCAGCUGUUAUCCUCACCUAUGAUGUAACCAGCUUACAAAGCAUGGUGGAACUUGAGGACAGGUUCCUGGCAUUGACAGACACUGCCAGUACAGACUGUGUUUUUGCUGUUGUUGGGAACAAAGCUGAUCUCACAGAUGCUUGUGCCUUUUUGCCGGAAAUGGAAAACAAACAUCACUUUGAGAAGCCCAUUAACAGUUUCAUGUCAACCAAGUAAAGAAGAAUUGUGAAUUGUGCAGAAGUAUUCAGGAAAAGGCAAGUGCACACGGCUGCUUUGCACACAUAGUGAAUCUGCACAUCAAAAGGAAUGGUUUGUAUCAGACUUGGUUUGAAGUUGGUUCAUUAUCCCUUCCUUCUCACAGCUGUAAGUUCACCACCACCACUGGCAAAGGAAAGCAGAGGGUCAGGUUAUUCAUCCAUACUCAUAUUAACUUCAAUACUGCUCAGUAGCCAGCACUCUCUGGCUACGUUUGCUGUUCAUGAUGGCACUAAAUAUAGGCCUAUUUGGGAUAGGUGAAUAAACUGUUUACUUCUCCCUGACAUCAACAGAUGAGGGGAGAGAAUUUAAACACAAUCUAAAAAUUUACAAGGCUCAAACUUUACUCUGAAUUUAGCAAUAGUUGGACUGUCAGAUGAAAAUCUCAGGAGUGCACAUUUGGCCAUCUAGAUACAUUGUCAGGAAGGGGAAGGGAAGGCAGUUGGUAUACUGCUAGGAAGUCCUCCACUCCAGCCUCUUCUCUCUGUCUUCAGCAUGCCCCCUUUUACCCUCCCAAGGCUCUGUUACGGCCUUGGCAUGGAGUGGGGGCAGCCAGCACAGCGCCAGCCCCAGGGCAGCAGGAGUUUGGUCUUUCAAUCGACAGCUCUUGAGUCUCAGCUCCUUGGAGCUGGGACUCCCAUGGCUUUCCAGAUGAUGGAUGGUGCCCUAACUUAUUAAGUGAAAAAUAAACAGAAAAACCCGUUCAUGAA
Varanus komodoensis (Komodo dragon) is the source of this 1276-nucleotide messenger RNA. RefSeq names its product RAB20, member RAS oncogene family (gene RAB20). Gene Ontology annotation, molecular function: GTPase activity; GTP binding. The transcript is spliced from 3 exons. Lineage: Eukaryota; Metazoa; Chordata; Lepidosauria; Squamata; Varanidae. Gene Ontology annotation, cellular component: endomembrane system. The coding region runs from base 96 to 527 and encodes 143 amino acids. Gene Ontology annotation, biological process: intracellular protein transport. The record is from RefSeq and is a predicted model, not a curated record.